GAGAGGUGGAGAGAGAGAGAGAGUUUUGGUGCUUCCAAAGGCCUAGAGAGGGUAUUUUGGUGCUUGGAAAGAGAGUUUUGGUGCUCCCAAAGGCCUGGAGAGAGAGUGUUUUGGUGCAGAGAGAGAGAGUUGGUGCCUCGAAAAGCUUGGCGGUCAUCUUACCAGUCCUGGUUUCCGAGACUACUUUUUGAGAACACCCAACUUAACUUGGAUUUCAUGGAUUUCCUUGAGAGAGGGGACACUCUUAACAAUGGUUGGCAUGUUGUUGUAGAGUUGUGUUAGUCGAAUAACAUGGGGAAGAAGAACUUGCAAAAGGGAGAACCCAAUGAGCAAAGGGACGGAGACCACUGCAAAUCCAUGGUUUUUGUAACCAACUUGUCGUAUUCACUUUCAUCCUCAGAGUUAGAGCAAGCUUUCAGUGAUGUGGGUCCUGUGAGGCGCUGCUUUUUGGUUAAAACGAAAGGAUCGGAUGAGAACCGAGGGUUUGGAUAUGUUCAGUUUGCCGUCAUAGAAGAUGCUGGUCGUGCCAUUCAACUAAAGAAUCACUCUGUAAUGGGUGGAAGAAAAAUUAGGGUGGAAUUUGCCAAACAGCGAGUACCCCGUGAAUUGCGCCAGUCAGUAGCAAGUCAAGAUGAUGAUUUGCAAAAGGUCCAUCCAAAAGAUUCUGGUGGUGAUCUUGAGGACAAGAGCAUGUCGCAGAAGAGCAAAAUACCUAGAAAAUCAGAAGGUUCUCUGCAACAAAUGGAUGCUUCUGGCAAUAAACUUGUGAACAAAGGAGAUGGUUCUGAAAAGCAGAGGGUUGCUAAAACCGUUGUAUUUGGUGGGCUUGAUGGUGCUGAGAUGGCUGAAGAAGUGUUUCGAUGUGCUGGGGAAAUUGGUUCUGUUUGUUCUAUUGCUUCGCUUUUGAAACAAGAUCUUGAAUUCCAUGGACUUGGCAAAGAUGGCUGUACUAUGGAUGCUUCAUCUGUACUCUUCACUAGCGUCAAAGAAGCACGUGCGGCUGUUGUCUCUUUGCAUCAACGGGAGAUCAAGGGUAAAUGUGUUUGGGCACGCCAACUGGGUGGGGAGGGAUCAAAGACAAGGAAAUGGCGGCUAAUUGUUCGAAAUUUGCCUUUCAAGAUUACAGUGAAAGAGAUUAAAGAUGUAUUUUCAAAAGCCGGUUAUGUGUGGGAUAUAUUCAUCCCCAAAAAUACUGGUGAAGGUGGAUCAUCCAAGGGAUUUGCAUUUGUCACCUACACAUGCAAGCAAGAUGCAGCAAAUGCGAUCAGUAUGUGUAAUGGACACAAAAUUGGGAAAAGACCUGUUGCUGUUGAUUGGGCCCUUUCGAAGAAGAUCUAUGAUUCUGCGGCUGUAUUGGAUGAAUCCAAGGAACAAGGACAGCAGAAUGAUACUUAUGAAAACAAUGGUGAUUCGGCUAGUGAGGAUAACAUAAGUGAAAGCUUUGAAGCUGAACCUUCCGAAGAUCUUCCUGAGCAUAGUGAAGAUGAAUCUAGUCCAAGAGAAAUGCCGUCUGAGAAGGAGAUGGACAUUACGAAGAAAGUUCUUGAGAAUAUCAUCAAGUGCAAUGCAAAUGGAAAUCAAGCUCUUGCCAGUAAAGAGAACUAUUCUCUUGAGGCCAGUAAAGAUCCAAGUGUUGCAAGGUCAGGAAACAAGUUAUCUGCCAGUGUUGGUAAGGUUAGUGGUACCCUUAACCCUGAGAGUUUGAAAAAAAGAGAAGAUCCAGGUCAUGAUCCUACUGAAGAACUCAAGAGAACCAUUUUCGUGAGUAACCUGCCAUUUGAUGUUGAAGGUGAACAUGUUAAACAACAGUUUUCUGUAUUUGGGAAAGUGCGAAGUUAUCUUGUGGUUCUCCAUCCAGUAACAAAGCGCCCAAAGGGAACUGCUUUUAUCAAGUUUGAAACACCAGAGGCAGCUGAUGCAGCAAUUUCAACUGGCAAUGCAGAGACUGGCUCGGGGAUUCUUAUGAAGGGAAGGCGUCUUACUGUUUUGAAGGCAUUAGACAAGAAGUCAGCCCAUAAGAAGGAGUUGAAUAAGAUAAAGAAAGAAGAACAUGACCAACGAAAUCUUUACCUUACAAAGGAAGGUGCAAUUCUUGAGGGUACGCCUGCUGCUGAAGGAGUUUCGAAGGAUGAUCUGUUGAAGCGCCAAAAUUUAGCUGAGAAAAAGGCUAUUAAAUUACAAAAUCCGAUUUUCCAUGUUUCAAGAACUCGGCUCAUUGUUUACAAUGUGCCAAAAGAAAUGACAGAGAGUGAAUUGAAGAGGCUUUUCAUUGAAGCUGUUCGUUCUCGAGCGUGCAAACAAAGUCCUGUGGUUCGACAGGUUAAACUUCUAAAGGAUACCAAGAAAUCAAAUGUUAAUAGAAAGGAUAGAGCACGUGGAGUGGCAUUCAUUGAGUUUAGUCAACAUGAACAUGCACUUGUGGCCCUGAGAGUACUUAACAAUAAUCCUGGAACAUUUGGUCCCGAGCAUCGCCCUAUUGUUGAGUUUGCUCUUGAAAAUGUCCACACAUUAAAGAAACGAAACUCCAAGUUACAGUCGCAGCAGGACCAUACCAGUAAACUGCAGGAUGAGAGAGAGAAAGCUAUUGACCACAUCAGUAAAACACAGGAUGAGGGAGAGAAAACAAUGGAUGGAAAGGGUAGAUCAAGAAGGCAAUUUUCCAAGUUGAGCCAAAGAAAAGCAGGCGCACAUGCUAGUGAGCCAUCCAUUGAUGAAAAAGUCAUGGAAUCUAAAACUAAGAGAGCUUCUGCAGUUGCAGCCAGUUUUGAAGUAAUGCCUCCUAAGAGAAGGAAAAAUGGUUUAGAAGAUGGUGGGGAUGGUGCCAAAGCAAAAAAACAGAGAAAAGUAUCAAGUAGAAAGGAGAUGGAGGACAAACCUGAGAGAGAUGAUACCAAAAUGAAGAAACAGAGAAGAGUGUCAUCAGGCAAGAGGGAAAUGGGGGACAUUCUUGAGAGAGAUGCCACCAAAGCGAAAAAAAGGCGAAAAGCGUCAUCCGGUGAAAGGGAAAUGGAGGACAAACUUGAUGAGCUUAUAGAACAAUAUCGGUCCAAAUUUUCAUCACGCCCGAGCAAUAAUAAGAGUGAUGCAAAUACUCAACCUGGAGAGAUCAGGAGAUGGUUUCAGUAAAUUCUGUGCCCACUGGGAGCAGAUCAGAUGGUUGUUUAUCAGUAUUUCCACAAGAGAGAGAGAGAUAGAUAGAGAGAGAGAGAGAGAGAGAGAGCCCUAUUUCGGAAAAUAUCCUUGCAAGUUAAAGGAAUUAACUCUUGGUUUUCAAGGGCAGUAGUAUUAUCUUUAUCUAUAGAGAGAGAGAGAGAGAGAGCCCUAUUUCGGAAAAUAUCCUUGCAAGUUAAAGGAAUUAACUCUUGGUUUUCAAGGGCAGUAGUAUUAUCUUCAUCUAUCUCCCUUUUCUAUAUGCUUUGGGAGAUUGUGUGGAAAACAGGGGUCUUAAAUACCCGAGAUUUGUUUUAUACCAUAUGGUAGUGGACCUUCCCUCGCUUUAGAAGUGCUGUGUUUUAAUUAAGAUUCAUGUACCAUAAUAUACUUUUGAACAAGUGAGAGGCCUGAUUUAAGU
Molecule: messenger RNA, 3571 nt
Organism: Amborella trichopoda
Lineage: Eukaryota; Viridiplantae; Streptophyta; Magnoliopsida; Amborellales; Amborellaceae
Product: RNA-binding (RRM/RBD/RNP motifs) family protein
Molecular function (GO): mRNA binding
Source: RefSeq, a predicted model, not a curated record